Zootoca vivipara (common lizard) is the source of this 2091-nucleotide messenger RNA. RefSeq names its product sideroflexin 3 (gene SFXN3). Gene Ontology annotation, cellular component: mitochondrial inner membrane. Gene Ontology annotation, biological process: serine import into mitochondrion; monoatomic ion transport. The record is from RefSeq and is a predicted model, not a curated record. NCBI's taxonomy places the organism in Eukaryota, Metazoa, Chordata, Lepidosauria, Squamata, Lacertidae. Gene Ontology annotation, molecular function: monoatomic ion transmembrane transporter activity.
UCGGCACAUAGCGGGAUACGCAGAGCAGCCCUCUCCAAUCCAUCUUCAACUUCCCGGUUUCUGUGGUGGGAAGAUGCCUGGGGAACUGUCCUUGCACAUCGACACCAAGGAGCCACGAUGGGACCAGAGCAGCUUCACAGGGAGAGCAAAGCACUUCUUCACGGUGACAGAUCCCCGCAACCUUCUGCUCUCUAGCAAAACUCUGGAAGAGGCCCGGAGGGUGAUUGAGGAUUACAGGACGGGGAAGGUGUCGCCAGGAUUGACUGAGGACCAACUAUGGCGGGCGAAAUACAUCUACGACUCAGCUUUCCACCCAGACACUGGCGAGAAGAUGAUCCUGAUUGGGCGAAUGUCGGCCCAGGUGCCCAUGAACAUGACCAUCACUGGGUGCAUGCUCACUUUCUACAGAACAACACCUGCUGUUCUCUUCUGGCAAUGGGUGAACCAGUCAUUCAAUGCCGUUGUCAACUACACUAACCGGAGUGGAGAUGCUCCCAUAACCGUCAGCCAGCUGGGCACUGCCUACGUCAGUGCUACCACGGGAGCUGUGGUCACAGCACUGGGCCUCAAGUCCCUCACCAAGCAUCUUCCACCCAUCAUUGGACGCUAUGUGCCUUUUGCAGCUGUGGCAGCAGCUAACUGUAUCAACAUACCAUUAAUGAGGCAGAGGGAGCUAAAGCUUGGUAUCCCCAUUACAGACGAGAAUGGAAAUCGGUUGGGUGAGUCAAAGGCAGCCGCUCAGCAAGCCAUUGCACAGGUGGUGGUGUCUCGAAUUGGCAUGGCUGCACCUGCCAUGGCCAUCCCUCCUGUGAUCAUGAACGCGUUAGAGAAGAGAGCAUUUUUGAAGCGGUACCCUUGGAUGAAUGCUCCUCUGCAGGUUGGGCUGGUGGGCCUGUGUUUGGUGUUUGCUACCCCACUUUGCUGUGCACUCUUCCCCCAGAAAAGCUCAAUGCGGGUGAGCCGGCUGGAACCUGAAGUCCAAGCUCUGAUCAGGGAGAAAAACUCUGACAUUGAGGUUGUCUACUUUAAUAAAGGGCUUUGAGAGAGGCUUCCCUGUGCUACCCUGGUAUGGAGUAAAAGAACAGGAAGAAGUAGAAGAACCAGGGAUCCGGUGCUCUUGAGGAGGAAUUUACACUUUGUAAUAGUAUAAUCCCUUUUAUAUGCUGCUUUCUUAUUGGCUGUCAAGUCAUGGCAGGUCCUAUGUGUAUCAUAUAACCUUCUUGAAUUCAGGUGAACCCUAGGGUAGAUUGUAAUGUGGCAAUGUGGCUGUUGCAGUGAUGUACGUUCAUACCCUGAACAAAGCAGAAACAUUCCAGUGACGAACCAUUUGGGUUUCAGGAGCAAAGAAGCCCUUAAGCCUAAAUCCUUACGUUACACAUAGUUCUACAGUGGUAUGUGUACAGGUGUGUAUGUAUGUGCACUAUAAUCCUCAUGAUGUAUUAUCAUAAGAAUGAUCACCUUGAGAAAUGUUUGAGAAGAGGAGAAAUCCAUGGAACACCUGAGAAUCAGUUGUUACAUGGAAGGCAACUUGCUGUCCGGGUUAGUUGGAAUUUCAAGUAUUCAGAGGUAAAGGAGAUCACUCUCCCAUGUAGGAGCAUUAUGUGUUUUUGCAAUACCUACAUUCUCGAGAUGUUUUCUUCUCUAGACAACCUUUGUUUUUGCAACCAAAACAUGUUUUUCCAAGAACCUCCGAGUUCUCUUGCUGUUCUGAUACUUUGCUGAUAAGAGAAAUGCAUGAGACUGACAGUACGCGCAGCCUUGAAACCACAAAACCCAUGAUGCAGGGUGAGCGCAAGUCAAAUAAGCACACUGCUUCCUACUUACGGAAGCAAGCAAUUGACUAUACUGAGUGAGCGGGAAACCGCUAAAAUUCAAACAGGUUGGUGGAUUUUCUAUCAGCAGUCUUCUAUUUGGAGGUGAGCACAUGCUUCAAAGAUGAAGCAAAGAUCUGAUGUUUGCACAAUUAUGUUAUGGAAGAUGGGAUCAUGGAAAUCAGCUGAUCAUGCCCCUUAUCUGCCCCUUGGAAACCACAGAAUUUCACGUAAAGUGGGAAGGGAUGUGUCUAUAUAUGUAGAGGCUUCACCCCUUAUG